Macrosteles quadrilineatus (aster leafhopper) is the source of this 447-nucleotide messenger RNA. Its product is annotated as ATP-dependent RNA helicase glh-2-like. Bases 1 to 447 code for a protein of 148 amino acids. The transcript has 2 exons. The record is from RefSeq and is a predicted model, not a curated record. Lineage: Eukaryota; Metazoa; Arthropoda; Insecta; Hemiptera; Cicadellidae.
AUGACUGCUAACUCUCCACCGGUCACCGAUACCCCUGGCUUUGGAAGAGGUGGUGUAAAGGCCCCUGGCUUUGGAAGAGGUGGUGCAAAGGCUCCUGGCUUUGGAAGAGGUGAUGCUAAGAACCCUGGCUCUGUAAGAGGUGGUGCAAAGGCCCCUGGCUUCGGAAGAGGUAGUGAAAAGGCCCCUGGUUUUGGAAGAGGUGGUGAAAAGGCCCCUGGCUUUGGAAGAGGUGAUGCUAUGAUUCCUGGCUUUGGAAGAGGUGAUGCAAAGACCCCUGGCUUCGGAAGAGGUGGUGCAAAGGCCCUGGCUUGGGAAGAUGUGGUGCUAAGGUCCCUAGCUUUGGAAGAGGUAGUGAAAAGGCCCCUGGCUUUGGAAGAGGUGAUGCAAAGACUCCUGGCUUCAGAAGAGGCGGUGCAAAGGCCUUGGCUUUGGAAGAGGUGGUGCUAA